Messenger RNA from Caretta caretta (loggerhead turtle), 646 nucleotides. It is a transcript of the gene PFDN1, whose product is annotated as prefoldin subunit 1. NCBI's taxonomy places the organism in Eukaryota, Metazoa, Chordata, Testudines, Cheloniidae. Gene Ontology annotation, cellular component: cytoplasm; prefoldin complex. Gene Ontology annotation, biological process: protein folding. Gene Ontology annotation, molecular function: protein folding chaperone. The record is from RefSeq and is a predicted model, not a curated record.
AGGCGCACCUCUCACUGCGCACGCGCACUGGAAUGGGUCCCCCUGCCGUGAAUGCGCACGCGCAGGGGCUGGCAAGAUGGCGGCGCCCGUGGACCUGGAGCUGAAGAAGGCUUUUACUGAACUGCAGGCCAAGGUUAUCGACACACAGCAAAAGGUGAAGCUGGCAGAUAUACAAAUUGAGCAACUAAACAGGACGAAAAAGCAUGCACACCUCACUGAUACGGAGAUUAUGACUCUGGUGGAUGAGACACGCAUGUAUGAAGGUGUAGGGAGAAUGUUUAUCCUUCAGUCCAAGGGAGUAAUUCACAACCAACUCUUAGAAAAACAAAAAAUAGCAGAAGAGAAAAUUAAAGAACUUGAGCAGAGGAAGUCGUACCUGGAGCGGAGUGUAAAGGAUGCUGAAGAUAACAUCCGAGAAAUGUUGAUGGCCCGAAGAGCACAGUAGGGGCGUGGCUCCCUCAGCCAAGUUGGUCCAUUUCACUGGUGCCCACGCUGAUUAGCUAGAACGGAGAUGUUUUCUAGACGAGAUGACCUUGUGCUCUGUUUGCUGCCACCUGUUGGUGGGAGGAGUUUGUUUUGAAUGCGUUGGAUGUUGUGUCUCACCCUUUCUGUAUCUGGAUGUUGUAAUAAACUCUUCUUGCAAAGA